Messenger RNA from Dibothriocephalus latus, 2514 nucleotides. NCBI's taxonomy places the organism in Eukaryota, Metazoa, Platyhelminthes, Cestoda, Diphyllobothriidea, Diphyllobothriidae. The record is from the annotation of a GenBank genome assembly.
AUGGAAGAGACAACACUUGCCAGUCCAUCUGAUAGGGAGGAAAUUUCGAUUUUGCGGGAAGAAAAACCGGCUGACCACCCAGGACUUUCUUCUAACGGUUGUUCACUGCCAAAAGGCACAGGAAGUAUCUCCGAUCAAAAGCAAUGCCCCUUGAAUGUGCCUGAUGCGGAUCUUGUCGACGAAUUUCAGAAGGUCUUUCCAGCUCAAACGGAGGAGGAGGAAGACGCCCCUGUCAUCGAAAACCCAGAUGAUUUACUGCCUACCACUCAAGAAAACGCCCCGUUCACUCAGGAAAUUCCCGGAGGAAGAACCGAUUCGCUAGAGCCUGCUCACUUAUCCAGCGGUGCCACUGGGAAUAUUUCUAACGGGGCGUCUGAUGACGAGGAAGAGCAAGGAGAGGAGUCUAAAACAGACGGAGAGCAUUUUUCGGCCCACGUUCUGGAGAAUUCGACAAAUGAAGAUGUCGAAGAUAUGGGCAAUAGCAGCACAAUGGGUCACGAGUCAGAGAGGAACGUUUUUUGUGAAGGACUUCCUCAAGUAGAAGGAGAUACAACAAAUGAAACAUCAAAUAAACUCCUAACUGCGAAAAUGGAGGAAAAUUUAGAUCUCACCUGCCCUGAGCAAUACAGCGAUUUGAAUAUUCAACCGGACCUAGGCUUCGCCGAACAAAAGGAACAUCAGGAUGAUUAUGCAACACUUCACAUCGCAGAAGAUGAGGGACCUGAAAGCACUGGAACUCCAACCAGCCCAUCACCUUUACCUGAGGAUUCUGCCAGGUUAUCUGUCCAGAUGCCGACGGAAAAAAACCUACCUGACUUAGGAGACGUUGAGCAAUUCUCCGCGAAUGAGAUUCUCGAGGUGGACGCACCAUCUGGGGAGGAAGUGCAGACGCAGGCUGAGAGUGCUGAUACCGAAGACACAGGCAAGACGCAAAUUGUGGAUCCCUAUUUCGAGGAAGAAGAAAUUCGUUCAAAAUGUUCUGAGUCGCAGAGCAGUGCCAAAAGUAUCGUCAAUUAUCACACCCCCAGCUCUCCUGUGGAACCUCAGUCACAAGCCUGCGAGCCCGAGGAAGGAACUGCGGUAGGUGAAGUUGUCUCCUCAGAUAACCUUCAUCAGCCACAACAGGACGACCUCGUUCAGGCAAACAACCAGACAAAUCAAUCUCUGCCAUCUUCCGAGGCGAGUCACACUGACUUGGUGAGCUCGGAUGCAGACUUGCUUGAAACGUGUGUGAAUAUUACGCAAACAGAGCCAGCAAAGUCAAUAGAACAAGAAGAAGCGGAAAAGACAGGCACCGCAAAACAAAUCUUUACGGCACAAGAGACGACUGCCAAAUGUGAAGAUACGUCGCAUGCAUCUGACUCUGAGUCAGAUGAUAACAUGGAGUGCAUGGAUACCUUGCAACCACAUUUACACUGGGCCUCUACUGCUGAGGAAACAGAUACAACCGAUGGAACCUCCGUUGAAGCAGUCUUUCCCUUACAGUUUACAAAACUUGAGGUCAAAGCGAAUGAGGAAGACGUACUGGAUAACCCAACAGUCAGCGAGAAUUUUUGUGAGAAGCAUGAAGUGUCUUAUUGCCUGACAUUACCAACCGAAACUCUCAACAGUGCAAAUGAUACUUUUAUGGUGCCUGAUUCCCCAGCUCCGCAAAAACCGAACCCGGACGUCUUAACAGCAUUCCAAAACUGCAUUGAUAUAAGAGAAAGCCCUGACGGUGCUAUUUGCUCCCUAUCCACUGCAAAUGCGUUGCAGAUGGUGGAACCCGAAGAGGAUGAAAAGGUAGUUGCGUUUGCAACGCCGGCUGCAGAAGCUUUUCAUGCUCAUCAGACGCCGGGAGGGGACUUCAAUCUCUGCGAAUGUGUACCUCAGCAGGUUUUUGUGCAGUUUUCCGGUGAUAAUACUUAUUUAACCAAUGCAGAAUCUGGCAUCCAACCGCAAGUAGACGGUGGCAGCGAGUCACCUGUGCUACUGGAACCAGCCGAGGAAGUAGCAGCGUCGCCUCCCAGUCCAACAGUGGAAGCUACGGAACCUGCUAUCGCGCCACAGUCAACAUCCGAUUUAGAUAAGCCUCAAGUAUACGUCAUUCCACCAGAUGAGGAGGAAGAUCCGGAGCAUCUACUUGUCGUGAGUGGGAUCUCUGACGGUUCCUCGGCGACCACCGAGUACAGUGACAUUCAGUUGGAGAGCCCCUUGCCGACGGAUGUCCCGCCAGCAAUGGAACCUAUAAUUGAGAUUACUGAUCUUCCCUCACAGCAGAACUCCCCUUUUGUACACGAAUCUGGGGAUGAGAUCUACGACAGCAGCAACCGCCCUAACGUAUGCGGGGAAAUACAGUGCUCACCAGCAGAAGACAAUGAGGCAGAUCACGACAAUGCGCAUGUGGCAGAGAUGUCAGUCAACGACACCCCAAAAGUGGAGGAGGCAGUAAGUUGUUUCUUUGCAGAAACCGCCUCAGUUGAUGAAACGAGCGAGGAAAUAGUGGAAGAACAGCUUACUGAGGUUCCUUCUUAG